Diospyros lotus (date-plum) is the source of this 1706-nucleotide messenger RNA. Its product is annotated as serine/threonine-protein kinase STY13-like. The coding region runs from base 154 to 1302 and encodes 382 amino acids. The record is from RefSeq and is a predicted model, not a curated record. Gene Ontology annotation, biological process: protein phosphorylation. Lineage: Eukaryota; Viridiplantae; Streptophyta; Magnoliopsida; Ericales; Ebenaceae. Gene Ontology annotation, molecular function: ATP binding; protein kinase activity. The transcript has 6 exons. Gene Ontology annotation, cellular component: plasma membrane.
ACACAUACCAUACCAACACCACAUACCCCCUCCAACUCCACACACACACAGAGCUUAGAUUGUUCAACAGGAAGAGUAGAAUAAGCACUCAGAAGAAGAACAAACCAAACUCAAGUGCCCAGAUCAGACUCAGAGAGAAUUCAGAUAGUAGUGAUGGAGAAGAGCAGUGAUGGUUUUGUGCGGGCAGAUCAGAUUGACCUCAAGAGCCUCGACGAGCAGCUGGAGCGGCACCUUAACCGGGUCUGGACCAUGGAGAAGAACAAGCAGCCGCCGUCCCCGCAGCCGCCCAAGACUGUCCACCACCGCCGCCAAGAUUCCGACCCACCUGCCACCACCACCAGCGGCAGCCCGAGGCAGCGCCCCGACUGGGAGAUCGACCCCUCUAAGCUCCUAAUCAAGGGGGUCAUUGCCCGCGGCACCUUCGGCACCGUCCACCGCGGCAUCUACGACGGCCAAGAUGUUGCCGUGAAACUUCUGGACUGGGGUGAAGAGGGUCACCGAUCCGAAGCUGAAAUCGCAUCACUGAGAGCAGCUUUUAUACAGGAAGUUGUGGUGUGGCAUAAGCUUGAUCAUCCCAACGUAACAAAGUUUAUUGGGGCAACAAUGGGCUCUUCAGGGCUGAACAUACAAACAGAAAAUGGUCAAAUGGGCAUGCCAAGUAAUGUUUGUUGUGUUGUUGUGGAAUAUCUUCCUGGCGGUGCCUUGAAAUCUUACCUUAUAAAGAAUAGGAGAAGGAAACUGGCUUUCAAAGUAGUUGUCCAGAUGGCACUCGAUCUUGCUAGAGGGUUGAGUUACCUCCACUCUCAAAAGAUUGUUCACAGAGAUGUAAAGACUGAGAACAUGCUAUUAGACAAGACACGCACAGUAAAAAUUGCUGAUUUUGGAGUUGCUCGUGUUGAGGCUUCAAAUCCUAACGAUAUGACUGGAGAGACCGGGACUCUUGGUUACAUGGCUCCUGAGGUCCUAAAUGGCAACCCCUAUAAUAGAAGAUGUGAUGUCUACAGUUUUGGCAUCUGUUUGUGGGAGAUCUAUUGCUGCGACAUGCCAUAUCCAGACCUUAGUUUCUCUGAAGUGACUUCUGCUGUGGUCCGUCAGAAUCUGAGACCAGAGAUACCAAGAUGUUGUCCAAGUUCUCUGGCAAAUGUAAUGAAACGAUGCUGGGAUGCCAACCCCGAUAAGAGGCCGGAGAUGGACGAGGUAGUCUCCAUGCUAGAGGCCAUCGACACAUCAAAAGGUGGAGGCAUGAUUCCUGUCGAUCAUCCUCAAGGUUGUCUCUGCUUCCGCAAGUACCGAGGACCUUAAACAUACAAUUGGACCUUGACCUUAUAAUUAAGCAACCACAAAUCACACUUCCAUGUCCUAAAGAUCCAUAUUUGUACCUUUUGAGGAAAAAAUCAAUUGGGAUUCCAGAGCUGUUGAUGGGGCUGGAUAUAGGAGGAGCUCUGCAACAUCUCUCCUUGUUGAAUGGCUAUAAAUUAAAGCUUUUCUUUUGCUAAUCUUCUUGGCUUAUUUUCUUAUGUUGAGCUUCCAAAUAUGUGUAUUCCAUUGACUAGCUUGCUGGCUCUACACCUCUUCUGUAAGAUGUCUCUCUUGAUAAACUAGCAUCAAAUUCAGAUGACUAGAGUUUACAUAUGAAACUAGGUAUGUGCUCUCUCUCUACAUAUAUAUGAUAUACCUUUGGGUCAUGGGACCCUUUCGUACUGCAA